Messenger RNA from Linderina pennispora, 573 nucleotides. RefSeq names its product calcium-binding protein NCS-1. Gene Ontology annotation, molecular function: calcium ion binding. Lineage: Eukaryota; Fungi; Kickxellomycota; Kickxellomycetes; Kickxellales; Kickxellaceae. The transcript has 4 exons. The coding region runs from base 1 to 573 and encodes 190 amino acids. The record is from RefSeq and is a predicted model, not a curated record.
AUGGGAAAGUCACACAGCAAGCUAUCGUCGGAGCAGCUCACCGAGCUGCAGAGCACAACCAGCUUUGAGCGCAAGGAAAUCCAGCAGUGGUACAAGGGAUUCCUGAAGGACUGCCCGUCAGGCGAAAUCAACCGAGCGGACUUUAAGGGUAUCUACAAGCAGUUCUUCCCGUUCGGCGACCCGUCGCGGUUUGCAGACUACAUCUUUGAUGUGUUUGAUCGAAACCGCAACGGGACCAUCGAUUUCAAAGAGUUCCUGCAGGCGCUAUCGAUCACAUCGCGUGGGACGUCGGACGAAAAGCUCAAAUGGGCGUUCGAGCUGUAUGAUAUUGACAGCGACGGGUACAUCACCAAGGACGAGAUGCUGAAGAUUGUCGAUGCGAUAUACAGGAUGGUCGGCAGCAUGGUGCAGCUGCCCGAGGACGAGGACACGCCGGAGAAGCGUGUCGACAAGAUCUUUGGGCUGAUGGACUCGAACCAGGAUGGCAAGAUUGACAUGCGGGAGUUCAAGGAGGGGUCGCACCAGGACCCACUGAUCAUGCAGGCGCUGAAUUUGUAUGAUGGGCUUGUGUGA